This is a messenger RNA of Cuscuta epithymum, 1561 nucleotides long. NCBI's taxonomy places the organism in Eukaryota, Viridiplantae, Streptophyta, Magnoliopsida, Solanales, Convolvulaceae. The record is from the annotation of a GenBank genome assembly.
GGUGUUUCUUUUCUCGGUUGUCAAACCCUAGAUUCUCAGCUUGAGAAACAAAGAGCAGAAGAGGUAGGAUAAUGCAGAUCGUCUUGGGCUAGGAAGGAGAACGAGAGAAGCGCAUGUUCAUCUCAUUAUAUAUACACGCACAACGGAGGUUCGCAUAGGCAAUUGCCUUCUAACUAUAUUGAGUCUGGACUUUAUGCUCAGAGGGGAUCGGAACUAAAUUCAGAAAAGCAGCUUAGAUCCAAUUUUGGAAGGUUAUUUCCCUAUUCUUCUCUUUAUGAAUGCCUGCCUCCAUAUAUAUCUCUGUAUGACUUACAUUUGGCAUUCUAUAGCUCACCGAUAUGAAUGGGGGAUUGCUUUGGCUUGGCGGCAUGUUAGCGCGUUUAUCCUCUAUUCAAUUUCAUUUUUGAAUCUGACGCAUUUCUCCAGCUUUCUUUUGAUGGCAGUUUUAGCAUUUGAGAGAAUGCGCUUUAUCUUUGUAGAUGCUAAAUCUGAGAAUUGGUGGUGUUGCUAAAGUACAUAUUCUGAACAAUGACAGAAAAUAUAUCAAGUUUUUGGGGCCCUGUGACUUCUAAAGAAUGGUGUGAACCGAACUAUGUCUACUCGUCUUAUAUUGCAGAGUUUUUCAAUACUGUCUCAAACACCCCAUGCAUUAUUCUGGCUCUCAUUGGUCUUGUGAAUGCCGUACGUCAGAGAUUUGAGAAAAGGUUUAGCGUCCUCCACAUAUCAAACAUGAUUCUUUCCAUAGGAAGCAUGUUUUAUCAUGCAUCGUUGCAACGAAUGCAACAACAAGGUGAUGAGACACCAAUGGUGUGGGAAAUGCUUCUUUAUGUGUACAUUCUCUAUUCACCAGAUUGGCACUACAGGAGCACUAUGCCUACCUUUUUGUUUCUAUAUGGUGCAGCAUUUGCCAUUGUACAUUCACAGGUUCGCUUUGCGAUUGUCUUCAAGGUGCACUAUGCAUUACUCUGCCUUCUGUGCAUUCCUCGGGCGUACAAAUAUUACAUUCACACAAAAGACACGUCAGCUAAGCGUCUUGCCAAAUUGUAUGUGGCCACUUUACUGGUUGGGACCGCAUGCUUUUUAUUAGAUGGCUUGUUUUGUAAGUAUAUCUCGACAUGGCCCUUUAAUCCACAAGGUCAUGCAAUGUGGCACGUGAUGAUGGGGUUCAACUCGUAUUUUGCCAACACAUUUCUGAUGCAUUGCCGUGCUCAGCAACGGGGAUGGGAUCCAAUUGUCAAAUACUUGUUGGGUUUACUCCCCUAUGUGAAGAUUCAAAAGCCAAAGGAUCAAUAGUUUAAUUUCCAUCAAGAGCAAAACUUAGAAUGAUAUAUAUGGGAGCGUUUGGAAUUGAUUCUGCUUCUGCUUCUAUUUUUAAGUUAGAAGAAGAACAAAAUCUGUUGUAUGAUAAAGUGAUUCUACUUGGAGUGUUUGGUAUUGAUUCUAUUGUUUGAAAUAGAGAAUCAGAUGUUUGGAUAACAUGUUGUUGCAAACUGUUAUUUGUGUAAAAUUAUCAAAAGGGCAUAUUAUGUUGAUUUGAAUGGAAAACUAAUAUUAACCCAAA